UCAGAGCUACUCAAAUGGCACAAUUUGAUGCUCGUAGGACUGAGGUCUUAGGAAGAUCGGCAAGCAUCAUUCAGAGAAAAACGCGUUCUUAUUUGGCAAGGCGAAGUUUUGUCUUGCUCCAAAAGUCUGCUAUGCUUAUUCAAGCUGUUUGCCAAGUACAACUCGCACGUCACAUAUAUGAGAGCAUGUGGCAUGAAGCUGCCUGCCUCAGGAUUCAGAAAUAUUUGCGUAUGCAUAUUGCUAGAAAAGCAUAUAAGGACUUGUGUUCCUCAGCCAUAUGUAUACAGACAGGCUUACAUGGGAUGGCUGCUCGAUGCGAGCUACGACUGAGAAAGCAAAUCAAAGCUGCUAUCGUUAUUCAGAGUCAUUGUCGCAAAUACCUGGCACGGGUCCAAUAUCUGGAUACUGAAAAGGCAGCACUUACAACUCAGUGUGCAUGGAGAGGGGGAGUUGCUCGUAGAGAACUGCGGAAGCUUAAGAUGGCUGCCACAAAUAAGCUAGAAAAACAAGUGGAAGAACUUACGUGGAACUUACAACUGGAGAAACGCAGGAGAGCUGAUUUAGAAGGGUCAAAGAAUCAAGAAAAUGCAAAACUACAGUCUGCUUUGAAUGACAAACAACUUCAAUUCAAGCAAACCCAAGAGUUGCUUUCAAUUGAAAUCGAAAGACUCAAGGGUUUGAUCAAUUCUCUGGAAAAGAAAAUUGGUGACACUGAGAAAAAGUAUGAGGAGACAAAAAAGAUUGGUGAAGAAAGACUGAAGCAAGCUCUGAAGGAAGAGUCAAAGAUGAUUGAGAUGAAGACAGAUAUGCAAAGGCUGGUCGAGAAAAUCUCUGACAUGGAAAAUGAGAACCAAAUACUUUGGGAACAUGUAAUCGUGGAGAAUGGGAUAAAUGAACAACGGAGGCCAACACCUGUGAAGAAGUAUGGUACAUGUCGAAUUUUGCGGAACCUUGUGUGCAAGUGUAUAUGUAUUUGGAACACAAUAGAUGAGCAAGAGGAUUGAGAACAACAAGGCUUUAUUGUAGGGAAAAGGACAUUAGGAGUGCCAAAAGUUGUGUACUGUACGGCGCUCACUUUAAUGCCAAAAGUUU
This is a messenger RNA of Syzygium oleosum, 1092 nucleotides long. Its product is annotated as myosin-6-like. The transcript is spliced from 8 exons. The record is from RefSeq and is a predicted model, not a curated record. Gene Ontology annotation, molecular function: protein binding; microfilament motor activity; GTPase activator activity. NCBI's taxonomy places the organism in Eukaryota, Viridiplantae, Streptophyta, Magnoliopsida, Myrtales, Myrtaceae. Gene Ontology annotation, biological process: intracellular signal transduction. Bases 15 to 1004 code for a protein of 329 amino acids.